Tupaia belangeri chinensis (Chinese tree shrew) is the source of this 589-nucleotide messenger RNA. Its product is annotated as mannose-binding protein A-like. Gene Ontology annotation, cellular component: multivesicular body. The record is from RefSeq and is a predicted model, not a curated record. The transcript is spliced from 4 exons. The coding region runs from base 53 to 589 and encodes 178 amino acids. NCBI's taxonomy places the organism in Eukaryota, Metazoa, Chordata, Mammalia, Scandentia, Tupaiidae.
GCCUCUCAAAGGAAAAUCUCAAACAAAGGGAACUCUCCCCAGGACAGCAUCAAUGACCACAGAAGCUUCCGUUGUAAAGGAAGGAGCCAUGCUCCUGUUUCUGUCGCUCCCGGUCCUGCUCCUCUGUGUGGGGGCAGUGUCCUGCUCAGAAAACGCCUGUGAGUGUGCCCAGAAGGCCUGCUCAGUGGUCACCUGCGGCAUCCCCGUCACCAACGGCACCCCAGGCAGAGACGGGCGAGAUGGACCCAAGGGAGAGAAGGGAGAGCCAGGCCAGGGGCUCAGAGGCUUGCAAGGCCCCCCAGGGAAGCAGGGGCCUCCAGGAAACACAGGGCUUCCUGGGAUUCCAGGACCACGGGGCCAAAAAGGCGACCAUGGAGACAGCUCAGGUAAGGACUCAGUCCAGUGUGGUCUCCCAGGGCCGGAGGGAGGCGUCCAUCUCCCGGGGCAAGCAACUCAGCCACGUGGCCAGCAGACCUCCAACCUGCCUGGGAGUGACUCAGAGCCAAGAGCUCAGGAGCUCCCCGUGUCCGCUGUCCACACACAGGGCCAGCACGACAUGGAUGGCAGCAAAUGUCGACUUUCGAGCUGA